UGUCAGCCAAUUUAUUGAUUGUGUUUAACUUUAGAAUGUGAGUUUUGCCACAAAACUUUUGUGCAUUGGAAGGAAUAGCGAAGAGUUUUCAGUGAAAAAAAUGAAAUAAUAAAAACUGAUUAGGGUGAUUGUGUUGUAUGUGUGGCCUUUAUAGAUACAUAUAAUGUGACAUACCCAUGUGUGGUCGCAGAAGUUGAAAUUUAUAUAGUACACCUUUACAACAAAAACAAGCAAGAGGUCCCCCUCGUUGUCAGACGGUACCAUGGUGGAUCAAGGAAGUAGCAGUCGCUAUGCAGGACUGCCGACCGACACUGCAACAAUUUAAACAGCAUCCUUCACAGACCAACCUUAAUGUUUGUUAAGCGAUAAGAGAUGACACGCCAUGCAAGAAACUGCACUGCGGGAGCAGUCUACACGUAUCAUGAAAAGAAGAAAGAUGCUCAGGCAUCAGGUUAUGGAACAAACACUCAGAGGGUGGGAAAGGAUUCUAUCAAAGAUUUUGAUUGCUGUUCUCUGACAUUACAGCCUUGCAGAGACCCUGUUAUUACGCCAGAUGGGUAUUUGUUCGAUAAGGAAGCAAUUUUGGAAUACAUAAUAACAAAGAAAAAUGAAUACAGCAGGAAACUGAAAGAAUAUGAAAAGCAGAAGAAAAAAGAAGAGACUGAAUUAGCAGAAAUUGCUGCAGCAGAGAAAGAUUCGAAACUGAAUAGUUUCAUAAAAACUGAGAAGAAUAUAGUCAGCACACCAGUGACUGCAUUCAAAUCUGAUACAAAAAACAAUGACAAGCCGUCAGUGUCCAACAUGACAGAAGGACGUGACAAACACCUACCAAGUUUUUGGAUACCUUCAAAGACUCCAGAAGCCAAAGAAACCACAUUAAAGAAGCCUGAUAAAACUAUUUACUGCCCUAUAAGUGGCAAGCCACUGAAGGUCAAGGACCUCAUUAACGUAAAAUUUAAAGAAGUGAAUGACCCUGAUGACAAGAAACCACUUGUUGUCAAAAAAAGUCGAUAUAUGUGUGCUGUUACUCAUGAUGUCCUGAGUAAUUCUGUCCCUUGUGCUGUUAUUAGAACAACGGGAGAUGUGGUAACAAUGGAAUGUGUUGAGAAGAUAAUUAAGAAAGACUGGCUUCACCCACUGACCAAUGAAAAACUCACAGAAAAGGAUAUUAUUCCAAUGCAACGGGGUGGAACAGGAUAUUCUAUUACUAAUGAUAAACUGCAAGGGAAGCAUGAACGACCAGUCUUACAGGCAUAAGGAAAGCUUGAUCUUGUACAUACUUUCUAUUUUGGUGAAGAAGCCCAAUGAUGAUUCUUUAAACCAUGUUUAAAAUAGACAUGUUCAAAGUUUUUUUUUUUUCUUUUUGAAGCAGUGGUUUUCUAAAUGUUACAGGUACCAGGAGUUCUUUGUUCUAGUACUAAUUAAAAUUUUGUAAGAGUGAAAUUUUACAUUUAUAGUUUGUAGAUCACUAUAUUUUUCAGUAAUUCUCCUGUAAAACUUUCUCGUGAUGGUAAUAAAGAUAUUCUUUUUAUUGCUUCAAA
This is a messenger RNA of Schistocerca piceifrons (Central American locust), 1541 nucleotides long. Its product is annotated as nitric oxide synthase-interacting protein homolog. The transcript is spliced from 9 exons. Gene Ontology annotation, molecular function: ubiquitin protein ligase activity. Gene Ontology annotation, biological process: protein ubiquitination. NCBI's taxonomy places the organism in Eukaryota, Metazoa, Arthropoda, Insecta, Orthoptera, Acrididae. The record is from RefSeq and is a predicted model, not a curated record. Bases 373 to 1257 code for a protein of 294 amino acids. Gene Ontology annotation, cellular component: nucleus.